Messenger RNA from Humulus lupulus (European hop), 1944 nucleotides. RefSeq names its product protein NRT1/ PTR FAMILY 5.5-like. NCBI's taxonomy places the organism in Eukaryota, Viridiplantae, Streptophyta, Magnoliopsida, Rosales, Cannabaceae. Gene Ontology annotation, molecular function: transmembrane transporter activity. The transcript is spliced from 4 exons. The record is from RefSeq and is a predicted model, not a curated record. The coding region runs from base 65 to 1744 and encodes 559 amino acids. Gene Ontology annotation, cellular component: membrane. Gene Ontology annotation, biological process: transmembrane transport.
GUCCUUGAGUUUCUUUGUAUACCAAAAAAAACAAAAAACAAAAAACAAAACUUGGGAUUUGGUAAUGGGAUCUCCUGUGAGAAUAGAUGUGCUAGGAUGGUCGGACACAUUAGCAGACUAUGGGUUAUUUCUGGUGAUGGCAUACUUGACCAAGUGGUGGGAGUUCAACUUCAGGCAUGCAGCUGCCAUUGUCAAUGUCUUUUGGGGCUUCACUGCCAUACUCCCCAUUCCAAUCAGAUUUUUCAGAAAUUGUAAAUCGAUUCCUGACCGUUGGAUGGUUUUCAUUCCCAACUUAGCCUACAGUCUUGGAUUAGGGCUUUUGUUAUUCUCAUCCCUAGAAAAGAAACAUAAAGACAUAAAAGUUAGAGAAAAGCAAAUGACAUCGUUCUAUGCCUCAUUACCUCUCAUAGCAGUGGCUAAAUCUGGUUAUGUAAUUUCAUUACAAAAGCUCAUCGAUGAUGAAAUACAUGGUGUUGUUGAUAUAGUCAAGCACAAGUCCAUGCGUAUUGGAGUUACAUUCCUUAUAAAUAUACUUGGAUUGACAAUAUCUUACUUAAUGAAGCAAUGGUCAACAAGAUUUGAAAUCCCAGCAUUGUGUAUGGCAGUGGCAACCCUAAUUUUCUUGACUGGCUUUCGUUCAUAUGGCCGAGAAAGUACAGGUCUCUUCACCAAACUCUGCAACAUAGUCCUCAAGCUCCUCAUUAAAAUUGUUAAUCUCAUGAAUGCCGUGCUUGACUUUUGCAAAAAUAUUGCGUUCUGCCCCUUAAGAUUAUUGUGUUGCUGCUUUUUUAAGAAAACCCAAGAAUCGGAGCAGAACAAUGACACAAUUUCGAGGAUAGAUGCAACCAAAUUCAUCAUUUCAUUAUUUCCAAUAUGCUUGUUAGGGUUGAUAUCUUCCUUGGGAAAUACUUAUUUCCUUGAGCAAGCAUACUCAAUGAAUCAAAAAAUAGGAUUUUUCAAGGUACCUUAUGUCUUACUCCUAAGUAUGUACAAACUCGGUAACUAUUUGUUACCAAAAUUAUAUUUUGAGACUGUAGAUUCCUGUGUUCCUUCUUGUUGCACAAGCUUAAAAAAGGCGCUCAACCGCAUUGGAAUGGUGUUAUCGUUGUUGUGCGCCUUACUAUGUUGUGUAAUUGCUGGUGGAGUUGAGAGUAAGAGAAUUGAGAUGACUAAAGGAGAAUCACCGGUUGAGAUGCAUAUGCUCUACCUUGUUCCACAAUUUUUUCUUCUUGGAGGGUUGUAUGGGUUGGCAUUUGAAAGCAUUGAGAGGUUCUUUAAGGAUCACCAAACCCCACAGAGCCUGGAGCCAUACAUGGUUGAUUCAACAGUUGGUGUAUUUGGUUUAGGGAACAUUGGUAGUGUCUUGUUAGUUUAUUUAGUAUCAAAGUAUACUGCAAAAAACGGCACAAGUUGGUUUGACAAAACUAUAAACACUAGUCGUUUGGAUAAAUAUUAUUGGCUUCUAAGUGUGUGGAUAACUAUCAAUAUAGUUUGGUACUUGCUUGUGUCAAUUCUAUGUCGUCCUAAAGAGAAGUCAGCAACACCACCAAGGUCAUCAAAUGAAAAAGAAAAAGAAGAUUUGUGUCACUCUUUGGCAAAGUUGGCCAGGAAAUGUUGUAUUUUUCUCAAAUGUUUGCCAGAAAAAGUUCCCGAUUGCUGUUGUUUCUCAUGUUGCUGCUGUUGCUGUUCAAACUCUGGUGAUCCAAGGAAAAAUAAUUAUAGGGCAGAACAACUAGCAACAUAGUUUGCAGCCCAAAAUAAAAAAACUAAUUGCCUUUUCAGUUUGAUAUUGUAUGAUCCAUAUCCAUGUCUUAGUUGUGAGAGUUUCUAUUAUGCAACUUGUGAUAUAUAUAUAUAUUUUGUUUUGUUUUAAUUCAAGCCAUACCAACUUAUUGUAAUUAAUUCAGCAUAACAUUUUAUAUCUUUAUGUAUUAGUUGAAAAUA